Messenger RNA from Podarcis muralis (Common wall lizard), 3122 nucleotides. RefSeq names its product cytochrome P450 2J2-like. Gene Ontology annotation, molecular function: heme binding; oxidoreductase activity, acting on paired donors, with incorporation or reduction of molecular oxygen, reduced flavin or flavoprotein as one donor, and incorporation of one atom of oxygen; iron ion binding. NCBI's taxonomy places the organism in Eukaryota, Metazoa, Chordata, Lepidosauria, Squamata, Lacertidae. Gene Ontology annotation, cellular component: intracellular membrane-bounded organelle; cytoplasm. Gene Ontology annotation, biological process: xenobiotic metabolic process. The record is from RefSeq and is a predicted model, not a curated record.
UUAUAUUAGACUUUGAUAUGGAAAUCUCUUUCCAUCAGAAGCAACUAAGAACGUUUCCAGAUUGCUGCUUAUUUGUGAGAGAAAUUCGCUUCAUUUUUUCUUUCUUUUUCACUUUUUCUUUUUGCAGUAAUAACAGUGACAGGAAAAGGUACUAAAAAGUGUGGGAGACCAGUUCUUUCCUAUGUUAUAUUAUAACCUCCCCACAAACUUUGCACAAACAAAUCAAGGUGACUACAGUAAUUAAUAAAUAGGUCUAGAAGUAACCACACGUGCUGAAAUAAUGCAUGCCUAUCUGAUCCCAUUCUGAAACUUAUUAGAUGUGCAAGAGGCCUUGCUGCUUACUAAUAUGUUAAUUAUAGUAUUUAAAAGGCAGUGAGAAGAGAAACGAAGACAGAAUGCAACAUCUCUGAGAGAGCCAAAAAGCCACAGGAGAAAAGAGCAUUCACCUCUCACAGGUGUGCUGGACAGAUACAAAGAUACAGAAAGAAAAGGCAGGAGGAUGUUGCAAACAAUGAUAGACUGGAUUAAGAAGAUUCCAUUCCCAGUUCUGAGCUAUCUGAGACAGCUCUGGUCACUUAGAAGCUACCCUCCUGGGCCUCUUCCACUUCCUCUCAUUGGAAGCCUGUGGCGGUUUGGGAUCAGACUUUCUUCAGAUGCUUUCAUUGAGAUGGCAAAGCAAUAUGGAAACGUUUACACUAUACGGAUAGGACUUCUACCUGUCGUAGUACUGUCUGGCUUCCAAGCCGUGAAAGAAGCCCUGAUCAACCAUGAGGAAGAUUUUGUUGACCGACCGGUGACCCCUUUCCUUAGAACAACAUUAAAAGGAAGGGGAAUUGUAUUUUCAAAUGGUCACACGUGGAGGCAGCAGAGGCGGUUUGGUAUAGCUACUAUGCGGAAGCUGGGGCUGGGGAAGAAAGGCAUGGAGCACCAAAUAGAAGAGGCAGCCCAUCGUCUUGUGGAGGUCUUUGCAAAUUCAAAGGGACAGCCAUUUGAUCCAUCGGUACCAAUCACUAAGUCAAUCUCUAGUGUAAUAUGUGCUUUGACAUUUGGAAACCAGUUAUCUACAGAGGAUGAAAACUUUAAGAGACUGCUGGAGAUACUUGAAAUGAGCUUACAAUUUGGAGGCAGCUUUUUCCAUGCUCUUUAUGAAAUGUUCCCAUGGCUCAUGCAAUAUCUCCCAGGAACUCAUAAAAAGAUAUUUUCUGCCUAUGAUGAGGCAAUUUCCAUUGUACAGAAGGAGAUAGAGAAACAUAGGGAGCAACAUUCCCUGACUGAGCCACAGGACUACAUUGAUUUCUAUCUACUUCAGCUUGAGAAAACCCAGAAUGAUCCUUAUACUACAUAUGAUGAAGAUAAUCUGGUUGAGUGUAUUCUGGAUUUUUUUGGUGCAGGGACAGAGACAACUGCUUCUACUCUGAAAUGGGCAAUGCUCCUUAUUGCAAUUCAUCCAGAAGUCCAAGAUAAAGUCUACAAGGAGAUGGAAGAUGUUUUUGGUUCCUCUCACUCAAUCUCCUAUCAAGAUCGUAAGAAACUACCUUAUACCAAUGCAGUGAUUCAUGAGAUCCAGCGUGCUAAAUAUAUAUUGCUUUUUGGGCCACCUAGGCAGAGUGUGAAGGAUGUAAACAUACUUGGUUAUCCCAUUCCCAAGGGAACCUUUGUUAUUCCAGAUCUGCGCUCUGUUCUUUAUGAUCCGAAACAAUGGGAGAAUCCUAGAGAGUUCAAUCCAAAUAAUUUUUUGGACAAGGAUGGAAAUUUUGUGGCUAGAGAAGAAUUUCUGGCAUUCGGAGCAGGAGCCCGUGCAUGUAUUGGGGAGCAGAUGGCAAGAAUUGAGCUGUUCAUCUUUUUCACCAGCCUGCUGAGGGCAUUCAGCUUCCACAUACCAGAAGCGAAGAAACUCAACAAAGAGCCUGUAACAGCGUUGACAAUGCAUCCCCGUCCUUAUAAACUCUGUGCUGUUCCCCGCAGCAGUUCAUCGUAAAGCAUAUAUUGUAAAAAAUGUAUAUACUUCCAGUGUCUUAUAUCUUGCUGUAAAUUUCUACAUCGUUCUUGUUCUCUUCAUCCAACAUGCAUUACAGGAAGCUGGAGUAGAUCCCGUUCAACUCUGCAGUUCUCGAAUUCUGUGGCUUUCCCUUGGUUGGUUGCUCAGGUGCUACUUUAAUUGUGUGGUUUGUAGCUACACCUGAGUAUUUAAAAUACUCUCUGGGCAAGAUAUGGAAGGGAUGCUACAAACAAAUCAGCUGUUGUGCAGAGGAUCAGGACAAUGAAGGUAUUUUUUGGAAUUUAAACAACGUGAAAGGACAAUGCCUGUUGUUGACUGGAAUUAAGUGGAGUGGGGCAGAUUCUUUUAUGUUUUAUUACUCUGGAUAAUUUGCUAUGAUCUGCUUGAGAACAGGGGCUCAAUACUGCACAAUCUAAAAAACUUGUUAUAAGCUCUUUUUAUUAUUAUCAUAUAUGCACUAAGGGAUUUCAUGGGGAAGAAGCCUCCAGUUUGAGGAACUACUGAGUGAGAUCCCAUGGGCAGAAAUACUCAAAGAGACAGGAGUCCAAGAUGGAUGGGAGUUUCCUAAAGGUGAAAUAUUGAAGGCCCAAAUGCAGACAAUUCCAGCAAAAAAGAAAAGUGGGAGGCAUCUAAAGAAACUGGUUUGGCUGCAUAAGGAGCUUACAGAUCAGCUGAAAUUUAAGAAGGGCGUGUACAGGCAACCCUCGAUUUGCACAGGAGUUGUGUUCUGGGUCAUCAUGUGCAACAGUGGAAUGCAUGUAAGCCCUGCUAAGUAUAAUAAUUUAAUUGACACUGAAAUGGGGAAAUUCCACUUGAGUGUACUAAGCUAGAAAGAAGCUCUCUCUGAGCGCCUAGAUAAGUUUAUCAUUAACUAUUGUUCUUGUCCUCUGCUACCUAACGCAUGAGUGUUUAACCUUAGAUCACAUAAGAGGCAUUGAAUUACAACUUCGACACCUUGGAAAGGUGGUGGCUGAGUCGUUCUUAUGCUCUGUGAGAGUAAGAUGCACAGCCUCAGGCAAACUGGAAGCUGUAGGAAGAGAGAGGCCUCAGCUUUUAGGUCUGUUUGGAAUUAUCUUUUAUUUCUAAGAUGCUGAGCCUGUGCUGGACAGCACAAGAUAUUAUA